Messenger RNA from Centruroides sculpturatus (bark scorpion), 2521 nucleotides. Its product is annotated as carnitine O-palmitoyltransferase 2, mitochondrial-like. Gene Ontology annotation, molecular function: carnitine O-palmitoyltransferase activity. The record is from RefSeq and is a predicted model, not a curated record. The transcript has 12 exons. Gene Ontology annotation, biological process: fatty acid beta-oxidation. NCBI's taxonomy places the organism in Eukaryota, Metazoa, Arthropoda, Arachnida, Scorpiones, Buthidae. Bases 116 to 2119 code for a protein of 667 amino acids. Gene Ontology annotation, cellular component: mitochondrion.
UCAGGACCACGCCUCUAGAUGGCAGAUAAAUAACAUCGAAUCACACUGUGCUUAUCAUGUAGUAUUGUGUGAUGCUUUGUACUGACCCUUUAAUACUUUAAUUUUUUUUACAGAAAUGAAUCGACUACUCAAUUAUAAUAGAUGGAAUGUGAAAAAUCUUAUAGAAAGCUAUACACCAUGUAUGUUUACCAAUUACAAGAAAUUUUCAUCACAUAAUGAGCAGAACUAUCAAUUUUUACAACAAAGCAUUGUUCCUACAAUGCAUUUUCAAGCUAGUCUUCCACGUUUACCAAUUCCAGAAUUAGAAAAAACAUGUGAAAGAUACUUAAAUGCUGUUAAACCUAUUACAAGUGAAGAAGAAUUUAAAAGAACACAAGGGAUUGUUGAAUCAUUUAAAAAUAAUAUUGGAAAAGUACUUCAUGAAGAAUUAAUUGAGUUAGAUAAGAAAAAUAAAUUUACAAGUUAUAUAUCAGGUCCAUGGUUUGACAUGUAUCUAAAAUCUAGGACACCCGUAGUUCUAAAUUUUAAUCCUUUUUUGAGUUUCAAAAAUGAUUCUAAGCCAGCUUAUAAUGAUCAGUUGAUUCGAGCAACAAAUAUGUUGAUUUCUUCUCUCAGAUUUUUUAAAUCUUUAAGAGCUGAAAUAUUGGAACCAGAAGUUUUUCAUUUGAAUCCUGAGAAAAGUGACACACCUUUUUUUCGAAAAAUUGUUAGGUUUUUCCCAAAAUCGAUUUCAUGGUAUGGUGCUUAUUUAUUUAAAGCUUUUCCCCUUGAUAUGAGUCAGUUUCAUAAUUUGUUCAAUUCAACAAGAAUACCUCAUCAGAAUAAAGAUGAAAUUAGAAGAAAUUCAGCUGGCCGUCAUAUUUUAGUAUUAAGAAAAGGUCAUUUCUAUGUUUUUGAUGUAUUAGAUAAUGAAGGCAAUAUUUUUCCACCUUCCUAUAUUCAUGCUUGUUUGAAUUAUAUUAUGAAAGAUAAGCAUCCCACUGUUUUGGAUUCAAUUGGUGUAUUAACUACAGAAAACAGAGAUACUUGGGCAUCAGUAAGAAAACAUCUAGAAAAUUUAGGAAAUGGAGAGCAAUUGAAGCUUAUUGAUAGUGCUCUGUAUGCUUUGAUUUUAGAUGAUGAGGAUUGGGGUGAUGAUAAAGUAAAAUUAGCACAUGAGAUGCUCCAUGGCCCUGCAGAAAAUAGAUGGUUUGAUAAAUCUUUUCAACUAAUAAUAAAUAAAGGUGGAGUUGCUUGUAUCAACUUUGAACAUUCCUGGGGUGAUGGUGUUGCUGUAUUAAGAUUUUUUAAUGAGAUAUUUAAUGAUUCUACAACAAAUCAUCAUAUUCACCCUCAUUCAAUUCCUGCAAACUUAGAUGUAACACAGAAAGUUAAAGUGUUAGAAUUUAAAGUUGAUGAAACAGUCAAGCAAGCCAUACAUAUUGCUCAGGAAAAUUAUCAUAAAUUGACAAGCAAUUUAAACAUUGAUAUCAUGCAAUAUUUUAAGAUGAAUAGAGAUUACUUAAAAAAUCAAAAAAUCAGUCCUGAUUCCAUUAUGCAAUUAGCUAUCCAGAUGGCUUUUUACAAGCAAAACAAUAAAAUACCAGCAACUUAUGAAUCAUGUAGUACUUCAGCAUUUAAACAUGGUCGGACAGAGACAGUGCGUUCAGCAACGACAGCAACAAAGACAUGUGUUGAAGCAUUUACCAAGAAAAAAAACAAACCAUCACCCAGUGAAUUAAGAACAAUGUUAAAUGAUUGUUCCAAAAUUCAUAACCAGUUAACAAAAGAAGCAGCAAUGGGUCAAGGUUUUGAUCGACAUUUAUUUGCAAUGAAGUAUUACAUUGAAAAGAAAGGGGAAAAGCUGCCAGAAAUAUAUCAAGAUUCUACCUAUAUCAAAGCCAAUCAUUUCCAUCUAUCAACAUCCACAUUAUAUGGAACAGCAUUUAGUGGUGGUGGUUUUGGUCCAGUAGUGGAAGAUGGAUAUGGUGUUGCCUAUGGUUUUCAUGAUGAAUUACCAGGAUGUGCUGUGAGUUCUUACUCUACAUAUAGGAAUGGUAGAGAGUUUGCAGAAUGUAUUGAAUCCUGUUUAAAUGAUAUAUAUCAGGUAUUGAAUGCUACACGUAAAAUUGACGGAUAAAUUUCUGUUAAAUGCUUAUUUAUAAAAUAUAUAAGAAAUAAAAUCAACAAAUUUAUAUAUACAAUAUAUUUUUUUAAAUUGAAUGAAAUUUUAUAAAUUUUAUAUAAAUAAUUGUAUGUACAGUGCACUCUUGCUAAAUCUUAUUAAUUAUGAUACAAGAUUGUUUGGAUAAGCAAUAUUAUGUAUAAAGAAAAGGAAGUCAAAAAGACUACAGAGUAAUGUAUAUAGUAUGUUUCUUUUGUUUACAGUAUAUAAAAUAUAUACAGACAGUAUUUUUAUUUUGUAAUCAUAAAAAAUGUUAUCAGUUAUAAUGUUACUAAAAUUAGCAAUUCCCAAAACAAGUCAAAAUACAUUGUAAAAACUUUGUUUAUUGUACUCACAAUUUUAUUAUAAUCUUCAGAU